This is a messenger RNA of Lachancea mirantina, 2448 nucleotides long. The record is from the annotation of a GenBank genome assembly. NCBI's taxonomy places the organism in Eukaryota, Fungi, Ascomycota, Saccharomycetes, Saccharomycetales, Saccharomycetaceae.
AUGCAAUAUCUGGCUACGUCUGCGCUCAGUGUCAGCAUAUGGUCGUCGGAUGCGAACCUGGCCGAGUCACGGUUGCUCGUGAGGGCACAUGCGAAAGCCACGGUGGCGCGUCUUUUGCUGUACAUUCAUGAGACCUUGAGGCAAAGGGCAGUUGUAGGAUUGGGUUCUGUGCAUGAUUACGAGUUGCACUACAAAUUUGGGCCACUACCGCCUAGCGCAUCGCUCGUGAGCAUCGAUACCAGCGGUGUCAGUCCUUUGAGACUGCGGCUUGAAAAAAAACCCCCACAAAACACUGUGGUAGAGGCCGGGACCUUGGAUUUGGACGCUUUAACGACGACGAACGUGGAGUUCCAACUGAACGUGCUGUCGACAGAAAAAAUUCUUUCUCACGUCGAGCGAGGGGUUCCACUGUCGUCCACUCUUUCUAAAUUGCGAGAUACUGCGCUACAACUCGUGAAUGAGUACGAAAAUACCGCACUCAAGAACAUAUGCGGUGUCAAAGAUCACACGGGAGACGAUUUUGUUGGCUUCAACGUGGCUGGAAAGUCCCAACCGAUGACGUUGUCGCCCGGAAGCGACUCGGAUGACCUUAAGCUGUGCGAUAUACUGGGCAUUGAUUUUGCACCAAACGAUGUGGAUCACUGUACGUUAAUGUUCAAGUUGAAACAUGAUCAAAACCUCGAAAACGCGGUCAGCAUUGAAUUUGUCUCGGAUGUUACGCUCAGUAUGAACAAAAUGGUCGUUACAGCCGACACCACUGUCCUAGAAGUCAAAGAGUUUAUCUGUUCAGUAUACGCACAUGCGCUGAGACUUGCACCUUACGACGUGAAACUGAUUUACAAGGGCCAGCUUUUACAUGAAAACAAUUACGCGGGAAGUCCUUCCAAGGUGCUUGAAUACAUUUCCGACAGUCGCAAUGCUAAAGUACACGUGCAGGUCAGUCAAGAUUACAACGAACCGGGGCCUGGAUUUUGGAGCGAACUUUUCAGCAACAGCGAUCGCUUCUCCUUCGCAGAGGCGCGUGGUGGACAAGGCGGCAGUUUUGCGUCCAGACGAGGCAGCGACCCACCACGUUCGCAUAAUCAACCAACCCUUACGGGCUCUACCGAAACGUCAGGGUUUGAAAGAGCAACGGGGAUACGUUCGCGCGAAACGGGAAAGCAGACGGAGUAUAUGACUACUUCGGGGCGGCAAAUAGAGCGCACAGGCGAGACAUAUGAAAAGGUGAUGGUGUCCGGUCGCGAAUACUUUAUUCAAGCGCACAAUUUCAAACUUGGCGGAAACGUCCUCGACAUAUGCGGUAAACGGAUUUUCUUCUCUGACGAGGACUCUCGAGUAGACGAGAACGCACUAUAUCUUUCACCUCGAGCUAUGGCAGAACUCGAACUCCGAUUAGGAUGCCUUCUGGUGAGGCCUCAAAGGGGGAUUGGGCUGGCUCCAACACCUACUCUGCAUACAGACGACGUAUUACCCGCCGUUGACCUAGAGGAAGAGAGAUUUGCGCGCGUCAAAUCUUGGAUUGAAACGAUUAUGAAAACCAUAUAUUUGAUGCUCAGAAAUUCUGUGCUUCCUUUCAUCAUUUUUCUGCAAAUCGCCAACUUCAUACCGACGGGCUACAUAAUAUGCGGAGUACUUUUGAUUCUCGGGAGAGCUCUUUGGAGUAGCACUGAGAUAUGGGAGUCGUGGCGCGAGUUACUCGCAAACAGUAAUGCGCGCGUCCUACUUACUGAUUCCGAAGCCCGACAGUUAGAAUUUGCCUUGAGGGAGAGGUUAAAUCGAGAAUUUUACGCAACCUUAAAGGACGCGCUAGCUGUCAAAGAAGUCUUGAUGCAGAGGUUGCAGACGAUCGGGAUCCUGCGCCACGCAAUAGCGUCAGAAUUUGGUCUGGAGCUCAGCGAGUCUCUCCCGAUCUUUGUGCCGCAGUUGCUGGAAAGAUGCGCAAGCUCUGAGUUCAACGACAUACGUGCAGAGUUGCUGGACCGCCUUUUCGAACCUUUGAGGACCCAAACGCUACGCAAUUUGCGCAAUUUGCACGCACUCUCCGAUCCAGAAACUGAGUUUUUGACUUAUUUGAGAGACUAUCUGCGUCAGCAAUCAACCACACCAUGGUACAAACCCGUGUUUUUUGCCCGCAUGAUCCGUGUGCCCUGGCGAAGAGUCUCUGAUUUCUAUAACGGGGGUCUCAUGCGACGUGUUGUAACGGAUCCACGCUGCGACGGCGUGUUACUAGGGCUGCUCAAGAAUUUUGUUCUCUUCUUUCUACUAUUCUGGCCAAGCUUCCAAACUCAAUUCGAGGACAUCAUGGCCCGGCGACUGUUCGAUCGUCACCGUGCCGACGAGUCGAGAAAUUCACACGUCGGUCAGGAGCUAGAUCAAACUAACGACCAAGAUUUGCCCCAUGACGCUGCUGACGUUUUACCUGAGGCCAGAGAACUAUUACAAGAAUAA